This is a messenger RNA of Pelodiscus sinensis (Chinese soft-shelled turtle), 4265 nucleotides long. Lineage: Eukaryota; Metazoa; Chordata; Testudines; Trionychidae. The record is from RefSeq and is a predicted model, not a curated record.
AUGGAUCAAGCUGACUCCACCUUGCCUUUGGAGGGGCUGGUGCCAGGUGAAUACCCAGAGGAGCUGCGGGCUGCUGAGUACCCCGAGGGAGCGCUGCGGAGUAAAGUUGGCAGUAGUCCAGAGAAACCAGACACCAGUCUGGCUGUAUUGCUGAAACAAUGGGAACUUGGGGAAAGCACACACUUCGCUGCAUUCCUCAGUCUGGCUGCGGAGUGCCUUUGGCAGACAUACCUGGAUCUGGUCCAGCUAGAGGUCAUGCACCCCUCCUCUGACUGUGCCCGCUGUAGCUGCAGUGAUCAUGAAGAGUUAAACAACCAGGUUCCUUUGGGGGAGGAGGGGGAUCAGGGGAACCUUGAAGUGAGAAAAGCUUGCAUUGUGUGGAACCUGAAGCUGUCUGUGAACUUAGUGGUGAUAAUUUUACUGUUCUUGUCUGUGCCUCCUUUUGUUUGUUUUUUUCAUUUCGCCCCAGCUGUUGACAGUCUGUCCAGAGAAGACCUGAUUUCUCCAGUCCUUCCCCAAAAAUCUCUUUACAAGGAGGGCCUAGCUCUUUUCAAUAAAACGGAUAAAAUCCCUGUAAUGCGUGGGCAGUGGUUUAUUGAUGGUACAUGGCAACCAUUAGAAGAAGAAGAAAGUAAUCUAAUAGAACAAGAACACCUCAAUUGUUUCAGAGGCCAACAAAUGCAAGAGAACUUUGAUAUGGAAGUAUCAAAACCUGUAGAUGGGAAAGAGGUUGCCUACCACCUCCCUCCCUUCUCCCUCCCUUCUCUGUUCAAAUGGAGAGGAUAUAAGGAGAGUACAGAUGCUACAUGUCUUAAACGAAAGCGUUCCCAAGCUGUUCACAGUUUAAAGUUGAGUCGCAACCACGUGGACUGGCACAACGUAGAUGAAGUAUAUCUUUACAGCGAUGCAACAACAUCUAAAAUUGCAAGAACUGUUACGCAGAAAUUGGGAUUUUCCAAAGCUUCAAGUAGUGGGACCAGGCUUCAUAGAGGCUAUGUAGAAGAAGCUACAUUAGAAGACAAGCCAUCGCAAACUACUCACAUUGUGUUUGUUGUGCAUGGUAUUGGGCAGAAAAUGGACCAAGGAAGGAUAAUCAAAAACACAGCUAUGAUGCGAGAUACUGCAAGAAAAAUAGAAGAGAAGUACUUUUGCAAUCUUGCCACACAUGUUGAGUUUCUGCCUGUUGAAUGGAGAUCAAAACUUACUCUUGAUGGAGACACUGUUGAUUCCAUAACUCCUGAUAAAGUACGUGGGUUAAGGGACAUGUUGAACAGCAGUGCAAUGGAUAUAAUGUAUUACACAAGUCCUCUUUAUAGAGAUGAACUAGUAAAAGGCCUUCAACAGGAGCUGAACCGGUUAUAUAUGCUGUUCUGUUCUCGAAAUCCAGAGUUUGAAGAGAAAGGAGGGAAAGUCUCAAUUGUGUCACAUUCCCUUGGAUGUGUAAUCACUUACGACAUAAUGACUGGCUGGAAUCCAGUUAGACUCUAUGAACAAUUGCUGCAGAAGGAAGAGGAGGAUCUUGAAGACCGUUGGAUGAGCUAUGAGGAGCAACAUUUGAUUGAAGAACUUUACAUAACUAAGCAACGAUUGAGAGAGAUAGAAGAAAGGUUAAAUGAAUUAAAGGCAUCAACCAUAUCCAAAACACCUGCCUUAAAAUUUAAGGUUGAGAAUUUCUUCUGUAUGGGAUCUCCAUUAGCAGUGUUUUUGGCAUUGCGUGGCAUCCGUCCAGGAAACAGUGGAAGUCAGGAUCACAUUCUGCCCAGAACUAUUUGUAACCGGUUGCUAAACAUUUUUCAUCCAACAGAUCCAGUGGCCUACAGACUAGAACCUUUAAUUUUGAAGCACUACAGCAACAUUUCCCCUGUCCAGAUCCACUGGUACAACACUGCAAACCCUCUACCUUAUGAGCACAUGAAGCCAAGCUUUCUCAACCCUACAAAAGAACCUACCUCAGUCACCGAGAAUGAAACCAUCCCAACCAUACCAAGCCCAGCUACUUCUCCGGUCAUGGUUCGACGCCAUUAUGGGGAGUCGAUAACAAAUAUAGGCAAAGCCAGUAUAUUAGGAGCUGCUAGUAUUGGGAAGGGCCUUGGAGGGAUGUUGUUCUCAAGAUUUGGACGAUCUAGUGCACCCACAUCACAAACAUCUGAGUCUGGAAAAGAGGGAUCAGAAGGCGAAGAAAAGAAGCCAGUUGUCUGCCAGUCAGCUGUUGGAACUCCGACCUUCCCACAUAGCAGCUCUGGCUUCCUUGACCCUACACAUGGAGAAUCCCACAGCAUAUCCCAGCAGAGCUGCAAAAAGGUGGAACUGGAGCACAGGAUUGAUUUUGAGCUCAGGGAAGGUCUUGUGGAGAGCCGAUACUGGUCUGCGGUAACAUCGCACACUGCAUAUUGGUCAUCCAUGGAUGUCGCUCUCUUUCUUCUAACCUUCAUGUAUAAACAGGACCAAGAAGAUGCUGACAAAUCAAAUUUAGACCCUGUUUGAAUGUUGGGGUGGUUUUUUUUAUUAUUUUGAGGGGGGUGGGAAUUUUACAACAAAUGGCACAAAACUGCUAUUUUACUGUUAAAACGUAGUCUCUAAGGCAUGGAAGCUUCAGGUUUAAGAGCAUGUUUGGAUUUUUCCCUGCUUCUAAACAACAAAAAUUGAUUUGUAAUUAAAAGCACUUUAGUUUUAAACAUUUGCCGUGCUAAUUAGACCUUAAAAUAAAUUUUAAGUCUCAUGAUUUUGAUUUAAUAAACAACCGAAACAAUGUGUAGCAUCAUAUAAGCACUGUUGGCAUAAUGUGCUUUGGUGAUAUAUGUGCUAAUGACCAUAAUUGCUGUUUAGUUCAUUAAAAUAUAAACAUUAGUCAACUAAGACUAAACUAACUUUCAUUAACAAAACACAUGCCAGAUGCAAACCUAAAACUGCCAUGUUCCUAUGUUUUAUGUACCAGUAAAUAAUAAAUGUUGGUGUCAUUUUUCUAGGACUUUAUUCAAAUCUACAGUAUUACCCACAGUUCCAUUGAAAGACCAUUCUUACUACUGACUUCAAGGGUGUACUACACAUAACUUGUUUAGCAACUGCUGAAAAAGCAUGAAACAAAUAUUUGAAAUACUGUAAUUAUAAUUUAUUAUUACCUCUAACUAAUUGUUUCAUUUAUUCCAGUGUACAAAACAUUACUUUUUUACUGGUUUCUUUUAAUUUAAGAACCACAUUUAUUUUCUACAGUGUUAAGACUUUUUCUCAGAUAUGCAUAUCUUUGUACUAUUCAAAUGAAUAUAUGGAUACUGUGGCACACUUUAGGUAUUUUUUUCAUGAAAAAUAAAUUUGUGGUUUCACACAAAUGACACUAGUUACAUUCUUCUCCAAAGGUAAGUAAUCUCUUUCAUAAGUCCCUGCGUAUAGACUUAAUUUGCAGUAGCCCAUUGUAUUACAUUUACUGCUACUGAAACCGUGCUCUAAUGUAUUAAGAAAAAAGAAUGCAACUUAAGACAAAUUUGGUGAGCUCAAAAGCUUUGCCUAAUUGAUAUCAGAAGCAGACCGAGUGAUACCUUUUAUUAAAAGCCAAACGAAAGAGUUCUGCAAGUGUUUCAUUUUAUGAAACUCAGACCCCCAACAUGUGAUUUCAGUAAAGAUUGCAAUUGUAGUUGGAUCCAAUUUCCAAGGAGCUAGGAGAAGACUUUCAUGAUGAAAGAAAAUUUUCAAAUGAAUCACUCAGUCAAUUCUGGGACCAUAAACUAGCAUUUUAAGGCUUUGGGGCAGUAGUAUUAAAUAUAUAGCAUGUGUACGGAUUAUGUGUUUCUGACCUGCAUAACGUAUUUAGAAAAUGCAAGUUAUAAGCUUUCAUUUUUUAUUUAAAAAAAAAGUUUGUGGUGGUUGUGAACAGACACAAAACCCAGUGUAAAAAGAUGCAGUUAAUGUUGUCUUGAACCUGGAGACAGCCUGAAGUACUAGGUAUGUAUAUCUUGACCUUUGUAAGGCUUUUGAUACUGUCUUACAUGACCUCCUCAUAAACAAACUAGGGAAAUGCAAGCUAGAAGGAUCCUACUAUAAGAUGGGUGCUUGACUGCUUGGCAAACCAUGCUCAGAGAGUAGUAACCAUUGAUUCACAAUCAAGCUGCAAGGACAUACCAACUGGGGUCCUGCAGGGAUCAGCUCUGGGUCCAGUUCUGUUCAAUGUCGUCUUCAGUGAUUUAGGUAAUGGCAUAGAGAGUGCGCUGAUAAAAGCUGGGAGCAUUUGCAAGUGCUUUGGAAGAUAGGAUUAAAAUUCAAAAUGAUCUGGA